This is a messenger RNA of Hippocampus zosterae (dwarf seahorse), 869 nucleotides long. RefSeq names its product platelet-activating factor acetylhydrolase, isoform Ib, gamma subunit (gene pafah1b3). The coding region runs from base 186 to 857 and encodes 223 amino acids. The record is from RefSeq and is a predicted model, not a curated record. NCBI's taxonomy places the organism in Eukaryota, Metazoa, Chordata, Actinopteri, Syngnathiformes, Syngnathidae. The transcript is spliced from 6 exons.
GAAAUGGAUUGUGCUGUAACCCCCAUGGGAGCUAUGGUACGUUUGGUGAGCAUAAACCUUGACUUCCUGAAACUGAUUUUUUGGGGAUACGAUGGGAUUUUGCACGGAAUAGUUAUCUAUUUUCAACGUGCAUAAAGUGCCGAAGCCAUACGUGCCGGCUUUGAGACACAGAUCGAAGCUGAGCCAUGAGCGCUGACGAGCGAAAUCCGGCCGCCACACCCACCCCCUGUGAGGAUACCCAAGGAGACGGACGAUGGAUGUCGAUGCACCACCGCUUCCUGUCCGACAGCAAAGACAAAGAACCCGACGUCCUCUUCAUCGGCGACUUUCUGGUGCAGCUCAUGCAUCAGUUUGGUGUGUGGCGGGAACUCUUCUCCCCACUCCACGCCCUCAAUUUCGGGGUGGGCUGCGAUGCCACCCAGCACGUGCUCUGGAGACUGACCAACGGUGAACUGGACCACAUCAGCCCAAAGAUCGUCGUGCUGUGGGUGGGGACUCAAAAUCGCGGACAUACCGCAGAGCAGAUCUGCGGAGGCAUCAUGGAAAUCGUCCAAGUGGUCAAGAACAAGCUGCCGCACGCUCACACGCUCGUACUCGGACUCCUACCGAGAGGUAAAUCCCCGAACCCUCUACGGGAGCGCAACGCCAAGGUGAACCAGUUGGUGCGGGAAGCCGUCGCCUACCUGCCUCACGCCUCCUUCUUGAACGUGGAUCCGGGCUUUGUGCACUCCAACGGCAGCAUCUCCCACCAGGACAUGUACGACUACCUUCACCUCAGCCCGCAGGCCUACCAGGCGGUGUGCGAGCCUCUGCAUGCUCACCUCAAGUCCAUGCUAGACAAAUCUGCUGAGAACUGAGGAAGACGUGUG